AUGGUCAAAGCUGUAGUAUUAGGUGCUGCUGGAGGUAUUGGACAACCUCUUUCACUUCUUCUUAAACUUAAUGAAGUUAUCACGGAACUUGCUCUUUAUGAUAUUGUAAAUAGUCCAGGAGUAGCCGCAGAUUUAAGUCAUAUCAAUACUCCAGCCAAAGUUACUGGUUACUUACCUCCAAAUGACGGUUUAAAGAAUGCCUUAACUGGAGCACACUUGAUUGUAAUUCCGGCAGGUGUCCCCCGAAAACCUGGCAUGACGAGAGACGAUCUUUUCAAGAUAAAUGCGGGAAUUGUACGUGACUUGGCCACUGGCAUUGCUCAACAUGCCCCUAAUGCUUAUGUUCUCGUAAUCUCAAAUCCUGUAAAUUCUACUGUACCAAUCGUCGUGGAAGUUCUAAAGAAACAUGGUGUAUUUGACCCCAAAAAAGUUUUUGGAGUCACAACUCUUGAUGUCGUUCGUGCAUCUACCUUCACUAGUUCAAUCAGUGGUUCAGCUCCGCAAGGAGUUCGCGUUCCAGUUGUAGGAGGACACAGUGGUGUAACUAUUAUUCCUCUAUUGUCACAAAUUUCACCACGUCAUGAGUUUACUCAUGAACAAAUUGAGGCACUUACAAAACGCAUUCAAUUUGGAGGUGAUGAAGUUGUUAAAGCAAAAGAUGGUGCAGGAUCGGCGACCCUUUCAAUGGCACAAGCUGGUGCUCGAUUUUCAUCUUCGAUUCUAAAUGCCACCGUUAAAGGAGAAGCAGGAAUUGUCGAACCCUCAUACGUUCACCUUGAUGCAGAUAAAGAGGGAGGCUCACAACUUAGAAAAACUCCUAGCGGUGUUGCAAAGAUUAACUCACUUGGCGAUAUUAACGAAUACGAAAAGAAACUUUUAGAAGCGGCUAUACCUGAGCUCAGAACAAAUAUCAACAAAGGUGUCUCGUUUAUCGCUGAUGGAUCCAAAUUGUAA
Molecule: messenger RNA, 954 nt
Organism: Funneliformis geosporum
Lineage: Eukaryota; Fungi; Glomeromycota; Glomeromycetes; Glomerales; Glomeraceae
Source: the annotation of a GenBank genome assembly